UCCUCCCGUACAAGAAAGCAAAGCAGUAGGAGCAGUAUUUGGUCUCUCCGACUUCCUCAGCUCUCUCUCUGCUACCUAUCUGUGAGUCUGUGACCCUCUUCCCUUCCCCACUAGGCGUUGCUAUUUUCCUCAAGGAUGGAUCAGUCGAUACAGAAUGACCUUAAUGCCCCUCACUCCAUGGGCACCACCAUCAUCGGCGUCACCUACAAUGGCGGCGUCGUCCUCGGCGCCGAUUCUCGUACCAGCACUGGUGUUUAUGUUGCGAAUCGAGCAUCCGACAAGAUCACUCAGCUCACUGAUAAUGUCUACUUGUGCCGCUCCGGAUCGGCUGCAGAUUCUCAAAUUGUGUCUGAUUACGUGCGUCACUUUCUCCAUCAACACACGAUACAGCUGGGCCAGCCUGCAACAGUCAAGGUUGCUGCAAACCUUAUCAGGUUGUUCGCAUACAAUAACAAGAAUAUGCUACAAACUGGCAUGAUUAUUGGUGGUUGGGACAAGUAUGAAGGAGGUAAAAUAUAUGGAGUACCACUCGGAGGGACAAUUUUAGAGCAGCCUUUUGCUAUUGGAGGAUCUGGCUCCACUUAUCUGUAUGGUUUCUUUGAUCAAGAGUGGAAGGAAGGAAUGACCAAAGAGGAAGCUGAGCAAUUGGUGGUGAAAGCAGUUUCCCUCGCUAUUGCUCGAGAUGGUGCUAGUGGUGGUGUCGUUCGAACUGUCACUAUAAAUUCAGAGGGGGUGACGAGAAACUAUUAUCCAGGCGACACCCUUCCGCUCUGGCAUGAGGAGCUUGAACCCCAGAAUUCUUUGCUGGAUAUCUUGUCAUCAUCGUCAUCUGGUCCGGACAUGAUGAUAAGUUGAAGAUUGUGGUCUCCCGUAAGACUAGGUAAACCCCAGAGAUACCAUGAACGAUACGCUUCCUCUUGCCCUGGUCUUCACUGCGGGGAUUUCAGUCUGUACUCCGAAAGUUGUACUUGACAGUUUCAGAUUACCAUCUCAUAUUUGAUUGAACUUAUCUUGCUGCCUGCUCGAUAAGUAGUUUAUAAAAGAAUUUGACUGGAUCCCCUUGAAAUUGUUACUAUUACAUUUGUAGGAUCAUUUGAUCUCAAAUUUGAAGUGACUUGUUCCAUAUUA
This is a messenger RNA of Pyrus x bretschneideri (Chinese white pear), 1128 nucleotides long. RefSeq names its product proteasome subunit beta type-6. Bases 136 to 855 code for a protein of 239 amino acids. The transcript has 8 exons. Gene Ontology annotation, molecular function: threonine-type endopeptidase activity. NCBI's taxonomy places the organism in Eukaryota, Viridiplantae, Streptophyta, Magnoliopsida, Rosales, Rosaceae. The record is from RefSeq and is a predicted model, not a curated record. Gene Ontology annotation, cellular component: proteasome core complex.